Dama dama (fallow deer) is the source of this 1479-nucleotide messenger RNA. RefSeq names its product netrin 5 (gene NTN5). Bases 1 to 1479 code for a protein of 492 amino acids. Gene Ontology annotation, molecular function: protein binding. NCBI's taxonomy places the organism in Eukaryota, Metazoa, Chordata, Mammalia, Artiodactyla, Cervidae. The transcript has 6 exons. The record is from RefSeq and is a predicted model, not a curated record.
AUGCCCGUGACCUUUGCCCUCUGGCUCCUCCUGAGCCAGGCCAGCGCGGACCCGGACCCAUGUUACCACCCUGGGGGCCGCCCCCGCUUCUGCCUCCCACCCGUGACCCAGCUGGCUGGCAUGGCUGCCUCCUGUCCCCAGGCCUGUGGCCCCUCCCCCCCAGGCGUGGACCUCGGCCCGCGGGCCCCCUGCAAUGGCAGUCUGACCCUGGGCCUGGGGGGCCCUUUCCUCCUGUCGUCCGUCAGCCUGCGCUUCUGCACCCCAGGACCCCCAGCCCUGAUCCUGUCUGCUGCCUGGGCCACCGGAGGGCCCUGGAGGUCACUGUGGCGCAGGCCCGCCUGGCCGGGGGCAUUGGGAGGGCCCGAGAGGGUGACCUUCCGGGUCCCAGCGGGCCCUAAGGCCAGCGUGGUGGCCAGUCACCUCCGCCUGGAGCUCGGGGGCCGAGGGGGGCUGGCAGCUGCGGGCGUGAGAGGCCGCUGCCAGUGCCACGGCCAUGCUGCCCGCUGCGCUGCCCGCGACGGGCCGCCCCGCUGCCGCUGCCGCCACCACACCACUGGCCCGGGCUGUGAGAGCUGCCAGCCAUCCCACCGCGACUGGCCCUGGCGGCCCGCCACGCCCCGGCACCCUCACCCUUGCCUGCCCUGCUCCUGCAACCAGCACGCGCGACGCUGCAGGUUCAACUCGGAGCUGUUCAGGCUGUCGGGCGGCCGGAGUGGGGGCGUUUGUGAGCGGUGCCGCCACCACACAGCCGGGCGGCACUGCCACUACUGCCAGCCAGGGUUCUGGAGGGACCCCGGCCAGCCCAUCAAUAGCCGCAAGGCCUGCAGGGCCUGCCAGUGCCAUCCUAUUGGGGCGACAGGCGGUACUUGCAACCAGACCAGUGGGCAGUGCUCCUGCAAGUUAGGGGUCACUGGCCUGACCUGCAACCGCUGCGGUCCUGGCUACCAGCAGAGCCGCUCCCCCAGGAUGCCCUGCCAGCGAAUCCCAGAGGCGACAACCACCCUUGCUACAACCCCUCAAGCUUACAGCUUGGACCCUCAGUGUCAAAACUAUUGCAAUACCUCGGACACCAGGAUACACAUGAGCCUUCGGAGGUACUGCCAGCAGGACUACGUGCUCCACGCGCAGGUGCUGGCGUCCGAGGCCGCGGACACGGCGUGGCAGCGGCUGGCCGUGCGCGUGCUGGCCGUGUACAAGCAGCGAGCGCGGCCUGUGCGCCGUGGUAGCCAGGCCGCCUGGGUGCCCCGUGCCGAUCUGACGUGCGGAUGUUUGCGCCUGCGGCCCGCCAACCACUACCUGCUGCUGGGCAGCACGGCUGGCAGCCCAGAUCCUACACGCCUCGUCCUCGACCGCCACGGCCUCGCGCUGCCCUGGAGGCAGCGCUGGGCCCGGCCGCUGCGGCGGCUGCAGCAGGAAGAGCACGCUGGGGGGUGCCGCGGCCUGCGGCCUUCGACCCCGAGCCCCGAACCCAGGCUCUAG